AUGUCUCGAACUCAAUCUUUAACGCCCAAUCCAGCCGCUAGUUUUACGUCCGGCGACGACUACGAUCGUUAUGGCGACAGGCACGGCGACAGGUUAAGCGACAGGUUGGGCGACAGUCUAGCCGACAGACUAAGCGACAGGUAUGGAAGCAGGCCGACUACACCCCGGUCCGGAGAUAGAGAAGCGACACGCGUUGGCGACAGGCUGGGCGACAGGUUAAGCGACACGUUCGGUGACAGGUUAGGCGACAGGUUGAGCGACAGGUUGAGCGAUGCGGCGUCGCUGCCAUUGCGGACGCAGACGAGCGCGUCGGUGCACCUUUUAUCGAGUGUGAUUCACCAGGAGGUUCUCCCCGCGCUUCUGAACGACAAGACGACGACAGCAGCAUAUUUGAGCGAUAAAGCUAGGGCUAGUCGGCAGGUUAAGUGGAAGGAUUUGGAGCGGGAUGGUGUAGGGAGGGCAAGUAGCGUGGUGGUUAGCGAAGUUGCGGACGAGUAUGGGAAAACCGGCCUGGAUUACCAUCGGCGAACAAUAAGCAACAGCGGGAUUCUUAAAUCGGAGCAGCGGCCGGGGACUCCAUCCUCGUUAGUGGCUUCCUCAAGUUCGUCUACAGUGGCUUCUGCUAUGGAGCAGACGCGUAUUGUGGCGAAGGAAGCGGUGAGAGUUGACUUGAUAGUGGAGGAUCUGCAGGAGCAGCUUCGCCGGGCGCAGAACGAAGCUUCCGCCGCGCAAGACGAGUGCGCGGAGUUGCGCCGGGGGCUGCAGUCCGCCUGGGAGGACGUGCGGGAGCUUGAGGGGAAGUUUGAGGGGCAGCGGCGGGAAUUGGAGGCGCAACGGCGGGAUGCGGAGGCGGAGCGGCGGGAGAAUGAAGCGCGGCGGAAAGUGCACUUCGAGGCGCAGGAGCGGGAGCUUCAGGAGCGGUGGCAGGCGGAGUUGCGCCAGCAGCGGGAGCAGUGGCAGGCGCAGCUGCAAUCGGCGCAAGAUGACGCGCGGAUGCUCCGGGCGGAGAACGACGCCCUCCGCGGAGGGGCGGAGCUUUCCCGAGAACGGCUGGGCUCCGCACUGGCGGAAAGCCGCGAGCUGGAAGACGGGCUGCGCGCAGCGGAGGCGGAGAGGCGGAAAGCGGAAGAGAGUUUCAAAGCAACAAAUGCGCAGAUGGUGGAGUUGCGCGCAAGUGCGGAGGAGAUGCGCGCGCGGCUGGUGAAGGAGCAGGAGCGCGCGGCGGACUUGGCGCUGGAGAACGGGAGGUUGCGCGGGGAGGUGCGCCAGUUGGCGAGCGCAAACGCGGAGCUCCGGCAGUUGGAGGAGGCGGCUCAGGCGGCGCAGGCGGAGCUGCGGAGAGCGCUUGAGGAAUGCGCGGAACAGCGGGAGCAGGUCCGCGCGCUGGCCACCAAAGGCGCGCAAACUCAGAAGGAGCUUGCGGAAGCGCGGGAGGAGAACGCGGAGCUUUUGGGGGAGCUCGCGGAAGCGAAGGGGAGAAACGAGGGCCUGCAAAAGCGGCUGGACGCGGCGACUCUCUCGCGCGGAGGCGGAGGCGGAGGCGGCGGACCGGGCGCGGAUAGCCUCCGUGUGGGCGGAAUGGCGGUAGAUGGGGAGGCGGCGCAGGCGUUGAAAGCGGAGCUUGCGGUGAUGGUCAGGAGAAAUGAACAGAUGAGGAGAGACCUGGAGCUUGCCUGCCGGGAGAUCAGGCACUGGCAACGGCAAGCCGAGUCGCAGGUGAAAACGCAGGGGGCCGGGGCGGAGAGGAAGGAGGGUGAAUCCUGCAGCUGCGGCGGGUUCGGCGGUAGUAGCCCGGCUAGCAACGCCUCCCCCAGGCUGGCUCGGCCCGGAGCAACCAGGCUCGGCAACCUACGCAGCCCCGGCGACGGUUCGGUCGUAGGCUCGGAGCUGGGUAGCCCGGCGGCAGGUGGCGGUGGUGGUGAAGGUGCUACUGGGGGAGGUUUAUCUGGGGGUAAUAAGGGCCCCGUGGAUUCGCUUUUGGUCCUACUGCGGCAAGAGAAUGAUCGGUUGCGCGGGUCUCUUAAAGAAGCAGAGGCGCGGAUAGAAGCUCUUAACGCGGAUGUAGUGACGGCGGAGGCAGCAUUGGCGGCAGCCCAGUCAGCAAGGGACGCUGCUGAGUCAGCGAGAGUGGCUGCUGAGUCAGCGAAGGAGGUGGCAGAGGCGGGGAAAAAGGUGGCGGAGGAGGGGAGGCUGCAGGCGGAAGAGGGGAGGCGGAAGGCGGAGGAGGGGAGGAGGCGGGCGGAAGAAAGUGUCCUGCGGAGCAUUCUGGGGGAAAGGGAGAGGAGAGAGGCGGAGAAGGGGCGGCAGAGCGGAGGGGAGAGGGCAGAAGAUGGGGGAUACACGUAUAGGAUGGGUAGUACCGUAAGUUCCCCCUGCGGCCACAAGGUAGCUGGUUCAGCUGCACCGGGUUACUCCCCAGCGGGUGCACACGAAGCUGGAAUAUCCAGGGUAAUUAACCCUGGAGAAGGUGUAUCUCGGAGUUUGCUGGAGAUGGCGUGUCGACCGCUGGAGCGGACGAUUGGUAUCCGCGGGAGCAACAGUAGUGUGCUGAGCGGCUGUAGCACGGCGAGCGGCAGCAGUAUUAUCACGCACGGCAGCAUGGGCAGCAGCAGCAUCAGCAGCAGCGGCAGCAGCAGCAGCAGCAACAGCAGCGGAAGCAGCCUUACUUGGUGUCCCGAAUACCUCUCUGGUGGCAGUGGCGGGGGGUUAUCGUUAGUAGGGGCAGCGGAUGGGAAGGGAGGGGUGGGCGCAGUAAGCGGCGGAGGGGGUAGUGAACAGAAGGGCAAGUGGGAGCAGGGAUUGGUGAGCGGAGGGGCAGGGGUGGUGGUGGAAGGGAACAGUAACGGUCAGCUUAUUGAGCAACUCAAUAAGGAGAACCGCGGGUUGAAGACGCUCGUCCGCUUCUUGCAGACGAUGCUGGUGAAGCAGGAGGAGGAGGCGUCCCUUAUCAAACGAGAGCUGGAGGAACUGCGGCGACAAGCAGGGUUAGGUGGAGGAGCAGGAGGAGGCGCAGGGGCAGGGGCAGGGGCGGGGGCAGGAGUACAGGAAGUUACGCCUCUCAGCAGUCCUGCCAAGCCUGGUUCGGAGGCUCGGGCGCGGAAGCAGGAGGAGGCCGCCAAGGCAGCUGCUUCGGGAGGUGCUGGGGCUGCACGAGCUGAAGCAGCAGCAGGAGCUGUGGAAGCAGAGCGGGUGCAGCUGCGGGCGCGGAUUGAGUUUCUGGAGAGGGAAUUGUGGGUGGCGGAGGAGAGGCUGCGUCGGACCGAGGAGAAGGCAGCAAGAUUAGAGAGCGAGCUUGAGAAGUCGCAAUCCGAAGCUGCUGCUGCCCGAGCCAAUGCCGAAGCUGCCCGCGAGGUUAUUUCCGAGGCUGAGCGCCGGGCUUCCGAGGCUGAGCGCCGGGUUACCGAGGCUACAGCUCGGGCGUCCAGAGCGGAAACGGAUGCUCGGGUGUCAAAAGCGGAGGCUGAGGCUCGGAUGUUCCGGUCUUCAGGGACUGAUGCUGGUCAGGUCGCCCAAGCUGAGGCUCGGGCAGCAGAAGCCGAGGCUCGGGCGAGGGAAGCCGAGGCACGGAUAACGGACCUGGAGGCUCGGCACGAGGAGCUGACGCUUCAGCUACGAGCAGCGAAGGCCCGGACGGAAAAGCUGAGCAUGCGGGUGGUGCAUGCGGCACACGGCGACAAACGGCACGCGGAAGAAUCAGCAGCGUUUGCGGAGGCGAAGCAGAAGACUCUGAUCCAGCUGGCUGAAGAGGUGGAGGUGCUGAGAGAUGAAGCGAGGGAGGCGAGAGCUGCUGCCAAGGCGAGGGAGAGGGAGGCCGCGAGGAGCAGAGAGGAGCUGGCGAAGGUGAAGAGGUGGAUGGCUGGACGGGCUGGGAGAGGAAGGGCGGGGGCAGCUGCUGGGGGGGAGAAUGUGUGGGGAGGAGGGGGGAGUGCUGGGGGGAGUGGAGGGGGGGGCGGCGGGGGAGUGGGUGGAGGGGGGAGCUCCUCGGGGGGGAAUGGGCAAGGGGAAGGGGGAAAUGUUGGGGUUGUGGUAGGAGAGAGGGGUGGUGGUGGUGCUGCUGGGGGAGGUAGGGAUAGUGGGAGUGGGGGUGGUGAGGAGGAUGGGGGGGGUAGCCCUAGUGGAUUGUGGGAGGGGCAUCAGCAGGAUCUGCGGUUUGGCGAUAUGCUCUCGUGGCCGUUUGAUCUCGUGCUGCCGUCGAAGUUUCUUGGGAGUGGGUAUCAAAAUCCCUGA
This is a messenger RNA of Closterium sp. Yama58-4, 4227 nucleotides long. Lineage: Eukaryota; Viridiplantae; Streptophyta; Zygnematophyceae; Desmidiales; Closteriaceae. The record is from the annotation of a GenBank genome assembly.